This is a messenger RNA of Prorocentrum cordatum, 3178 nucleotides long. NCBI's taxonomy places the organism in Eukaryota, Dinophyceae, Prorocentrales, Prorocentraceae. The record is from the annotation of a GenBank genome assembly.
AUGCUUGUGGACGUCUUGGGAGACGCGGAGCCCGUCCGCGCUGGCGCUCGCCCGCUCGGGCCCGCUGGGCGCCUGGCCUCCGCCCUCCUCGCCGCGGCGGCCGCCGGCGCGGCGGCGGCGGCGUGGCACGGCCCCGCGGCCGCCAGCGCGCGCCCCGAGGGCGCCGAGGCGCUGCUGAGCGCCGCGGAGAGCUCGGGCCGCUCCUGCAUCCAGCUGCCAGGCGUGCGCCUGGCCGACGGCGGGAAGCCUCUGCCGGCAGCCGAGGGGAACACCACCUCGGAGGAGUGCGCGCAGCGCUGCCAGGAGGAUGCGCACUGCGCGCAGGUGGUUUACUCCUCCGGCAACGGCGGGUGCUAUCAGUUCGGCAAGGCGACCGAGGUGCUCUCCACCGGCGAGGAGGCGUCCUCGGAUUACACUUCCAUCUAUUGCGGCAGCGGCAAAGGCCUGGCUGAGCUGCGGCGGAAGGAACAGAUCGUGUGGUCCGAGGCGAAGAAGAGGAACCACGCAGACGUGCAGUCGCAGUGGGACGAUGCCGAGAAGCGUGCCCGCGAGCAGCUGGAUGGCAUAGAGCUGGAGGGCAAGCUGCAGUUCGUCAUGGGCAGCGAGGGAGGGCUCGGCUACGCAGGCUUCCUCAAGCUGAACGAGGCCCUGGAGGGCGCGCUGAACGUGCAGAUGAACGACGGGCCGCAGGGCUUCAACACGUACCAGGCGGUGCUGGCGGGCACCAGCACCCAGCUCCCCUGCCUGCUGGCGGUGGCCGCCUCGUUCAGUCCCGGCACCGCUUGGAGGUACGCCAACGUCGUGGCCGAGGAGUUUGUGGAGAAAGGCAGCAACAACCUGCUGGGGCCGGACAUCGAGGUGGAGCGCGCGCCGCUGACUGGCCGGAGCUUUGAGACCAUCUCCGGGGAGGACCCCUACCUGGGCAGCCAGCUGGUCGGGCCGUAUGUGCAGGCGGUGCAGGCCAAGGGCGUGAUGUCCACCGUGAAGCACUGGCUGGACAACAACCAGGAGAUCUACCGGAUGACGAUGACGUCGGAGGUCAGUGACCGCGCGAACCAGGAGAUCUACAUGCCCCCCUUCAAGGCCGCCAUCGAGGCUGGCGCUGCCUCGGUGAUGUGCGCGUACAACAAGGUGCACAAGACCCACGCCUGCGAGAACAAGAAGCUGCUGACGAAGCUGCUGCGAAAGGAUCUCGGCUUUCGCGGAUUCGUCGUCAGCGACUGGGGUGCCACGUCUGAUGCGGUCAAGUCGGUCGAAGCCGGACUUGACGUCGAGAUGCCAGCGGGUGGCUCGUUCACGAAUCUAUCAAAACUCGUUGGGGAAGGCACCCUCUCGGAGGAUCAGAUCGACAGCAUGGCCACGCACGUACUGGCCGCCAUGUACUUCACCGGGCAGUUCGACGGGAGGUUCCCAGAGGACAAGAACACCGCCCUCGGGCACGUCCCCGCCGCCACCGAGGAGCACCGCCAGGUGGCCCUCGAAACGAUCAUCGACAGCGCCGUGCUGCUGAAGAACAAGGGCUCCGUUCUCCCGCUGGAGGGUUCCGAGGGCAAGAAGAUCGCCCUUAUCGGCAAGUAUUGCUCCGAGGCGUUCGAGGCGGACUACGCGCAGGGCAGCGUUUACGCCGGGGGCGGUAGCGGCUUCGUCAACACGACGGAGACUGUGAGCAUCCUGGACGGCGUGAAGGACGUCUUCGGCGAGGGCAGUGAGGUGACCUACAGCGCCGAUGCCUCGGCCGGCAAGGGCGCGGACGUGGCGGUGGUGUGUGCGGCGGCCCACGCGGAGGAGGGCUGGGACAGGGAGGACUCGCUACUCCCAGAGGCCGAGUCGCUCGUGAAGGCCCUGCGGAAGCAGGGCGGGCACAAGAAGAUAGUCGUCAUCGCGAUCCUGCCUGGCGCCGUCACUACUGAGUGGGUCGCGGACGCCGACGCGGUGAUGGUGCUGUUCAUGCCAGGGGAGCAGGUUGGCGUCGCGGUGGCCAAGAUGCUCUCUGGCGAGGCGGCCCCCGCUGGGCGCUUGCCCGUGUCCUUCCCGGAGCAGGACGAAAACAGGUUCACCAUUGACCAGUACCCAGGCGUCUGCCCAGAACCUGACGUGUGGUGCGACAAGAUGGUGGCAAACUUCUCGGAGGGCACCCUGGUGGGGUACCGCUGGAACGACGCCAAGGGCAGGCCUGCGGCCUAUCCGUUCGGGUUCGGGCUGGCGUACACGGAGUUCGAGUACGGGUCGUUCGAGGCAAGCUGCGACAAGGGCAGGGCCGUCGUUUCUUUCAAAGUCUCCAAUGCCGGCGGGCGCUCGGGCACGGAGGUGCCGCAGCUGUACGUGAGCUUCAAGAGCCUGCGGCCAGUGUUGCGGCAGCUGCGCGGCUUCCAGAAGGUCGAUGUGCCCGCUGGCGGCGAUGCCGACGUCUUCUUCGUGCUCGGCGAGGAGGACUGGAGCUACUACGACGAGGGGAAGGGCAGGUGGAUCUCGGCGGUCGAGCUGGGGGAGAAAGUCACGGUGUCCGUGGGGCCCGCGCAGGUGAGCUCUCCCGCGGAGCCACGUGGCGGCGACCGGCCCGGGCCCGAGCGGGCGCAGCGCUCCCGGCUCUACACCCUCGCGGCCCAGACGGCGGCGCCCCUCCCGCUGGCAUUCCCGGCGGCGAGGUGCCCGUGCCCGUCGCGGCCGCCCAGCGGCGGCGGCCUCACCGACCGUACUCCGCUGUGCCUCGACGAGGGCGUGGGCGUCCACUGGGACGCCUUCGCGGCGCUGCUGGCCCAGCGCUCGCGGCCGCUGCUGCUCUCGCUGGGGGCCCUCGGCUGUGCGCAGGCGGGCAAGUCGGUCCUGCUGGGGGAACUGCUCGGGCUGGACACUGCCUGCGUGCACGGGGCGGAGCCGGACGCCCGCGGCCGCCGCUCGCCCCUCGCUUCGCCCGCGCACGCCCCCGGCGUGGACCUGCUCCGUGCCGAGGCGGCUCCGCUCGGGUGGGUGGCCGACGUGCACGGGUGCGCGCUCGGGGACCCGAUUUGGGCAGCGCUGAUGUCCACGCUCCUGGCAGCUGCGUCUGUGGUGCUGCUGCAUGUCUCGCCGGACGACUUUGUGCCGGAGGGCGGCGGCCCCGCGGCGGCCGCGACACACGCGUCGCCGCCGCAGGCGCCGGCUUGGCGCGGCACCGUGCGCGGCGGGAGCAAGCUGCCUA